Molecule: messenger RNA, 3591 nt
Organism: Enhydra lutris kenyoni (northern sea otter)
Lineage: Eukaryota; Metazoa; Chordata; Mammalia; Carnivora; Mustelidae
Product: diacylglycerol kinase iota
Exons: 33
Coding region: 1-3177 (1058 amino acids)
Biological process (GO): lipid phosphorylation; intracellular signal transduction; regulation of synaptic transmission, glutamatergic
Cellular component (GO): nucleus
Molecular function (GO): protein binding; ATP-dependent diacylglycerol kinase activity
Source: RefSeq, a predicted model, not a curated record
AUGGAUGCUGCGGGAAGGGGCUGCCAUUUGCUGCCCCUGCCAGCGGCGCGCGGACCUGCUCGCUCUCCCGCAGCGGCGGCCGCCGCCCGCGCCGUCAGCCGGCCCGGCCUCUGCAGCGCCGCCGCCUCGGCUCCCUCCGCGGCCGCCGGAGCGGUCGCCAUGAACCCCAGCUCCUCGGCGGGAGAGGAGAAGGGGGCGACGGGCGGCAGCAGCGGCGGCGGAAGCGGCGCCGGGAGCUGCUGCCUGGGCGCCGAGGGCGGCGCGGAGCCGCGGGGCGCGGGGGCAGCGGCGGCGGUGGGGGCCGCUGCCCUGGAAGAGCCCGCGGCCGCCGGCCCGAAGGAGAAGGACGAGGCGCUGGAGGAGAAGCUGAGGAACUUAACUUUCCGGAAGCAGGUCUCUUACAGGAAAGCCAUCUCCCGGGCAGGCCUACAGCACCUGGUUCCCGCACAUGCCCUCAGCCUCCCCAUGGCAAACGGCCCGGCGAAGGAGCCCAGAGCGACUCUGGACUGGAGCGAGAAUGCCGUGAACGGAGAGCACCUGUGGCUGGAGACCAACGUCUCAGGAGACCUGUGUUACCUGGGAGAGGAGAACUGCCAAGUCAGAUUUGCAAAAUCGGCCCUGAGGAGGAAGUGUGCGGUCUGUAAGAUCGUCGUCCACACCGCCUGCAUUGAACAGCUAGAAAAGAUUAAUUUCAGAUGUAAACCAACAUUUCGAGAAGGGGGCUCAAGAUCACCGAGAGAAAACUUUGUGCGUCAUCACUGGGUACACCGGCGUCGGCAGGAGGGAAAAUGUAAGCAGUGUGGUAAGGGCUUCCAGCAAAAAUUCUCCUUCCACAGUAAAGAGAUUGUGGCCAUCAGCUGCUCCUGGUGCAAGCAGGCGUUUCACAAUAAGGUGACCUGCUUCAUGCUGCAUCACAUUGAGGAACCCUGCUCCCUGGGGGCUCAUGCUGCUGUCAUUGUCCCGCCCACCUGGAUCAUUAAGGUGAAGAAACCUCAGAACUCGCUAAAGGCUUCGAAUCGGAAGAAGAAGAGGACCAGCUUUAAAAGGAAAGCCAGUAAAAGAGGGACAGAACAGGAAAACAAAGGUCGUCCUUUUGUGAUAAAACCUAUCUCUUCUCCUCUCAUGAAACCAUUGCUUGUGUUUGUGAACCCCAAGAGCGGAGGCAACCAGGGAACCAAAGUCCUGCAGAUGUUCAUGUGGUACCUGAAUCCACGGCAGGUGUUUGAUCUUUCUCAGGAGGGGCCCAAAGAUGCGCUUGAGUUGUAUAGGAAAGUACCAAAUCUGCGAAUUCUGGCGUGUGGUGGGGAUGGAACGGUGGGCUGGAUCCUUUCUAUUCUGGAUGAACUACAGCUGAGCCCUCAGCCUCCCGUCGGGGUCCUUCCUCUGGGGACUGGGAACGACCUGGCCCGAACUCUCAACUGGGGAGGGGGCUACACUGAUGAACCUGUCUCUAAGAUCCUUUGCCAAGUAGAAGAUGGGACAAUUGUACAGCUAGAUCGCUGGAACCUCCAUGUAGAAAGAAACCCAGACUUGCCUCCAGAAGAACUUGAAGAUGGCGUCUGUAAGCUUCCUCUGAAUGUUUUCAAUAAUUACUUCAGCCUUGGAUUCGAUGCCCACGUCACACUGGAGUUCCAUGAAUCCAGAGAAGCAAAUCCAGAGAAAUUUAAUAGUCGUUUUCGAAAUAAAAUGUUCUAUGCAGGGGCAGCUUUUUCUGAUUUCCUACAAAGAAGUUCUAGAGAUCUAUCCAAACAUGUUAAAGUUGUUUGUGAUGGAACAGAUCUCACUCCAAAGAUUCAGGAACUGAAGUUCCAGUGUAUAGUAUUUUUAAAUAUACCCAGAUACUGUGCCGGCACAAUGCCCUGGGGGAACCCAGGAGAUCACCAUGACUUUGAACCUCAGCGUCAUGAUGAUGGUUAUAUUGAAGUCAUUGGAUUCACUAUGGCCUCUUUGGCUGCCCUGCAAGUUGGAGGCCAUGGGGAAAGGCUACACCAGUGUCGGGAGGUCAUGCUGCUCACUUACAAGUCCAUCCCCAUGCAAGUGGACGGGGAGCCCUGUCGGUUGGCCCCAGCUAUGAUUCGGAUCUCCUUGAGGAAUCAAGCCAACAUGGUACAGAAGAGCAAGAGGAGAACAUCCAUGCCUUUACUCAAUGAUCCCCAGUCUGUCCCAGACCGCCUGAGGAUCCGGGUGAACAAAAUCAGUUUACAAGACUAUGAAGGAUUCCACUAUGACAAAGAGAAACUUCGGGAAGCUUCUAUCCCUCUGGGUAUUCUAGUUGUGCGUGGAGACUGUGAUUUGGAGACUUGCCGUAUGUACAUAGACCGCCUACAGGAGGACCUGCAGUCAGUUUCUUCUGGCUCCCAGAGAGUUCAUUACCAGGACCACGAGACCUCCUUCCCCAGGGCACUCUCAGCUCAGAGACUCUCACCACGGUGGUGCUUUCUAGACGCAACUUCUGCUGAUCGCUUUUACCGAAUAGACAGAUCUCAGGAACAUUUGCACUUUGUGAUGGAGAUUUCCCAAGACGAGAUUUUUAUUCUGGACCCAGAUAUGGUGUUGUCACAGCAGGCGGGGACACCUCCAGGAAUGCCCGACCUGGUCGUGGAGCAGGCCUCGGGAAUGUCCGACUGGUGGAACCCCGCCCUACGGAAGCGCAUGCUGAGCGACAGCGGGCUGGGAACUGGAACCCCGGAGUAUGACAACUCAGAUUUGAGAGACUUCAGCCACUCCCGUGUGCUACAGUCACCAGUCUCUUCAGAAGAUCACGCAAUUUUGCAGGCAGUAAUAGCUGGUGAUCUUAUGAAGCUAAUGGAAAGCUAUAAAAAUGGAGGCAGUCUGCUAAUUCAGGGCCCGGACCACUGCUCCCUCCUUCACCACGCAGCCAAAACCGGCCACGGGGAGAUCGUGAAAUAUAUCCUGGACCACGGACCUUCUGAGUUAUUGGAUAUGGCAGACAGCGAAACGGGUGAGACCGCACUGCACAAGGCUGCCUGCCAGCGGAACCGGGCUGUGUGCCAGCUUCUGGUGGACGCGGGAGCAUCUCUGAGAAAGACGGACUCCAAGGGUAAGACACCUCAAGACAGAGCCCAGCAGGCUGGAGACCCAGACUUGGCUGCUUACCUAGAAAGCCGCCAGAACUAUAAGAUCAUUGGCCAUGAGGACCUGGAAACUGCUGUUUGACGCUGGUAGAUCGCAAAGAGAACCUGAGCAAGUGUAUCACCUGUGCCCUCCCGGCAAUUGGGCAGCUCCCCUGGAAGAAGCUGUUGGAAUCCACAAAGAUGUCUUUCUCUGUAAGAAUCUAUCUGAGACCAUGCCACCAGUUGUUAAGGGCUACCAGACAUACAACAGAACACGAUAGCCCGCUGAGGAAGAGGCAGGAUACCUGGAGAUUUGUGGAAUACAUAUUCCACAAAAUUUGAUCCUUAUUGCUUCCAGCAAGUAGCAUGAACUGCUGUGUUCACCUGUAUAAUUUAUUUUCGAGAUUCACAGGAUGUUCGUACAAAUGGCACCGCUCCCUCCUCCCCCAUGCAUUCACGAUUCCUCUGUACCACACAAUUCUACUGCAACUACCCACCAUUCCAAAAAAAAAAAAAA